UUGUUUGUACCGUAACGAUGCAACAAUUCUUUUCAUUUAAAUACCGUUUUUAUGACAUUUACGAAAACGUGCUUUCGACACCUAACUUGUAGGAUUCAUGAAUGUUUGCGUUUAUUACAAUAUCGUUAUUGACAUGAGAUAUAACAUCGCGUGUAUACUUUAUGACAUGUAGUUGCACCAAGAAUGGCUCUUAGUUCUCAAACAUAUGGGUCCACGGAUCAAAGGACAGAUGUACCUGAUGUGGGAUUUAGCCCUACUGAACUUUAUAGCCUCAGUGAAAAUAUUACCACUAACAUAUACACCAUUAAUACAAUUUGGAGGACACUGACGUAUGCACACAAAAAUAUUGGAACCAGUAAAGAUAAUCAGGAUCUAAGGGAUCAAGUGCAUAGUAUCCAAUUAAGCACAAGUCAAGUAGUAAGUCAAACAAGCAAAGAUAUUGCAAGACUGACAGUGCUAAUGAAGAGAGGGGAUAAGCAACAGAAGUUGCAAAUUGACAAACUCACCUCCAAUUUUAAAGAUACUCUGCAAAGGUAUUCAGACAUGCAAAAGUCAGUUGCUGAAAAAAUGAAGAGACAUAUUUUGUAUACAACUAGUGUAGAUAAUUCUAUGAAUGCUGACGAAGAGGAACAGGAACGUCUGUUACAAGUUGAGGAAGGUGAUCAUAAAGCAAUACAAAGGAAUCUUGAGUUUCAACAAGGAUUACUGUUAGAGAGAGAAGAUAGGAUAAAACAGGUAGAAGGAAACAUUUUGGAUGUAAAUAAAAUAAUGCACGAACUUGCAGCAUUGGUACAUCAACAAGAUGAAGCUAUUGACACUAUAGACAACCACAUGGAAAACGUACACGGGAAUGUCGAGGUGGGUGUACAAGAGUUGAUUAAGGGGAGUAGUUAUGAACGUAAAUAUCGACGAAAAGUUUGUAUCUUGUUGUUAGUCGUGAUUAUAGUCGUUGUUAUAUUAAUUAUUAUUCUAGUCGCUAAAUUAAGUUAGCACUUCUAACUGUCGUAGAUAUAACGAGCAAAUGAAAAAGGUUGUCUCAAUCUAUCAUAUAUUGAUUGUAGAAGUAAUAUCAAGGAAAAUAUAAUUUCACGAGUUUCUACAUACGCAAUUUGGGGAGAGGAUAGACUUAUUUUAUAUUUGUUUGUCAAUCGAUCGAUAUGCGGCCCGAGUGUAUUAUUCACGCUUAUUUUUAAACUAUUCUCAUUGCAUAUCUUCUAUUUCUUUUAAAUUUUUAUUUUGAAAUAAUCUGAAUUAUGAAAUUUAGAUUAAAACGAAAUACAACAAUGGUAUAUAAAUGCCUGCGCUAUUCAUCAAAACAGACUUAUAAUAGUGGCAAAAAUAAAUUUUUAUUUUCGUUUUGAGAUACGAUCAGCAUAACCUUAAACAUUGUACAACAAUCACUGAUCAUUUUUGUUGUAUUUGCAAACUAAUCUUUUACAGAAAGCUGAAUGGAUCACUUUGAUUGUAUUACAUAUUAAUUUCUCAAUAAAUUGUACAGCAUUAUAAAUGCAA
Molecule: messenger RNA, 1512 nt
Organism: Colletes gigas
Lineage: Eukaryota; Metazoa; Arthropoda; Insecta; Hymenoptera; Colletidae
Gene: Syx13
Product: syntaxin-12
Exons: 6
Coding region: 184-990 (268 amino acids)
Biological process (GO): vesicle fusion; vesicle-mediated transport; intracellular protein transport
Cellular component (GO): endomembrane system; SNARE complex; membrane
Molecular function (GO): SNAP receptor activity; SNARE binding
Source: RefSeq, a predicted model, not a curated record